Molecule: messenger RNA, 1277 nt
Organism: Terrapene triunguis (Three-toed box turtle)
Lineage: Eukaryota; Metazoa; Chordata; Testudines; Emydidae
Product: mitochondrial peptide methionine sulfoxide reductase
Exons: 6
Coding region: 31-681 (216 amino acids)
Biological process (GO): cellular response to oxidative stress
Cellular component (GO): cytoplasm
Molecular function (GO): peptide-methionine (S)-S-oxide reductase activity
Source: RefSeq, a predicted model, not a curated record
AAGGGGCAGCUUGAUCACCUGCGUGCAGCCAUGCCGGGCAAAACCGUGCUCCCCAGCCGGGGGGAGGCGCUGCCAGGCAGACCGCAGAGACACCCGGUGUCAGCCAAGCAUGCCGUCAGCGGGAACGCGACGCUCCCGCCGUUCCCAGAGGGAAUGCAGAUGGCCAUUUUCGGCAUGGGAUGUUUUUGGGGAGCCGAGAAGAUGUUCUGGAAGUUGCCGGGCGUCUUCUCCACCCAGGUGGGCUAUGCAGGAGGCUUCACCCCAAACCCCACCUACAAAGAAGUCUGUACAGGUCUGACCGGACACGCGGAAGUGGUCAGGGUUGUGUACGACCCACAGAAGACCAGCUACGAGGCCCUCCUCAAAGCCUUCUGGGAGAACCACGACCCCACCCAAGGCAUGCAGCAAGAGGAGGAUGUCGGCACACAGUAUCGUUCGGUCAUCCACACGUUCGGAGCCCAGCAGAGGGAUGCUGCCCUGAAGUCGAAGGCGAUGUAUCAACAGGAGCUGGCCAAACGGCAGCUGGGGCCCAUCACCACUGAAAUCCAGGCGGCCGGGGAGUUCUAUUACGCAGAGGAUUACCACCAGCAGUACCUGCACAAGACCCCCAAGGGAUACUGCGGCCAAAAGGGGACCGGCGUGGCCUGUCCCAUCCGCCCCGCAGCUGAACAAGAGUCAUGAAGGGAGUAUGUCUGGGAGCCAUGGCGAUCAACACCCACGAGCAGUUGCCAUGGGAACGGAAGCAGCCUAGUACCUCAUUUUAAGCGCCCAUCGGGAGCGCAGGUGGCUUUUCUUUUCCCGGCCGCCUCUGGACCCAGCUGGACGGCCUGAUUCACAGACGUGACGGGUUCUGCACCGGGGAAACGGCCCCUUGAGUCCCUUCCUGCCCUGCGUUUCUGGAUGGUUACCAUAGCGCUGGGGAUGUCCAAGGGCGUGCUCUGGGUCUGAGCCCCGGCGAGGCCCCAAGGUUGAGAGAUCACCCCUCGGUCCUGGUCGCUUUGCGGUUGUCUCCAGGCUGAGGUGGGGGGUCUUGCCCUGGUCCCGUUGGCCCUGAUUGAAGAGGAAGCCGCCCGGAGCUGAUCCUGCACAACCACCAGCUGCUGCUGGCUCCUCGUCCUGAUCUGCUCACACCUACGCCCCCCCCCCCUUCCCUCCAGAGCAUCCUCUGGGGUCACUUCGAUUCACUGGGAGGCUGGAGCAUAGGAGAGGGGGGUAACUCGCUUGCUAACCACCUGAAGAAUUUCCUUGCCACGGCCAUUACAGCAUCUGUCACACAU